AUGUCCGACGAAAUUCCAAUUAAAAGAAAACGAACAAGCUCUAACGACAGCACAGGAAGUCAUUCAAACUAUUGCCGCCCUCCACUUACAAGGUCUCACAAAAUAGUUCGAGAUGAUCCGUCAAAACAUCAUUUGCUUCUUAUCCUCACUGGGAGCAUUGCAGUUAUGAAAAUACCAGAGCUCAUCAGUGAACUGUAUCAUAAAAUCGGAAAAGAACGUCUAAUUAUCAAGGUUGUCACAACAGAAAAUGCUGCCAAAUUGUGUCAAAUCCAGAAAUUCGAAUUCGAUGAAGUUGUCUACGAAGAUAGAGAUGAAUGGUCAAUGUGGAGAGAACGAGGAGAUCCUGUUCUUCAUAUCGAGUUACGAAAAUGGGCCGACUCGGCACUCAUUGCUCCCCUCGACGCGAAUUCUCUGGCGAAAAUUGCAAAUGGAUUGUGCGAUAAUCUUGUGACAUCUAUCAUUCGUGCUUGGGAUCUUUCAAAAGUGUGCUACUUUGCACCUGCUAUGAAUACUCAUAUGUGGGAGAAUCCACUCACUUUACAACAUCGAACAGUGCUGAAAUCGCUAUUGAAAUUCAAAGAAAUCUGUCCAAUUCAAAAAGAGUUGAUCUGUGGAGACACUGGAAACGGAGCGAUGGCAUCAAUCGCAACAAUCGUCUCGUUGAUUGCUGCCCAUGUAAGAGAUCAACAGGCAAUUCGGAUCAGGUGCUCAUAA
Molecule: messenger RNA, 714 nt
Organism: Caenorhabditis remanei
Lineage: Eukaryota; Metazoa; Nematoda; Chromadorea; Rhabditida; Rhabditidae
Exons: 4
Coding region: 1-714 (237 amino acids)
Biological process (GO): coenzyme A biosynthetic process
Cellular component (GO): phosphopantothenoylcysteine decarboxylase complex
Molecular function (GO): phosphopantothenoylcysteine decarboxylase activity; FMN binding
Source: RefSeq, a predicted model, not a curated record